AUGUCGACUCAAAUAACCACUCCUCCUACCCCUAAGGGCUCUCGGAACAAUCGUCGCAAUCAAAAACGAAAUGGUACUACUCCUUCUGCACAGAAUGCUUCGGUUCUCGCAACCCCGCCAUCUUCGCCUCCAAGGGCCGUAAGUCCUAGAGGGGCCACGACUGACUCAUCCAACAAUGUCACCUUAUCCAAGAAGAAGACCAAUCGAUCUGCCAGGAAGCCUCGAGACAUACCCAAGACCUCUCCUGUCAAUAAUAAUAAAGGUCACCGCCAUACCUCUUCACACCCCAACAAUAACAUCACCACCCCUCAGUUAAAGGACAGUCCUCACUAUGCCGGUCCGACCUUCCACGCAUCGCCUGCUCCCUCAGCACUGCCGAUUCCAAGCUUCUUUUCCAAAUCUCUCCCGGAAACUGACCUUGCACCUGCCCUGGAGCCGGAUAGCGAUGGCUUCGAUGCGGAGCCAGAUAUGGAGGGUACCCCUUCGAAGCCCAAGGCGCGCCCAAUAAUUCCUCCCGAAAACCCGCAGUCAACACCCCUUGACUUCCUCUUCAAGGCUGCGGUUGAGGCUAGGAAAAGUCAACCCCAACAAAGCCCGGAGCCGAGCCCCAGAGUCAGAUCGCCGCAGACCGAUUCAAAAGCUCUUCAACAACGCAGGUUUAACCAUGCCGCAGCCGGGAUGUUUCCCCUUGAAAUGGAAAGCCCAACCCCCCGUCAUCCACAGAUCGGGCCUUCAUUCGCUCCGUCCUACAAAGAUCGCAUGAAUGCUCUCCGGUCUGCGAGCUCGCCUUCUCCGGUCCUUAAGGACCUCGGUGAGGACGAACGACGAGCGAAAACAGAAGCGUUGAAGAAUCUAUUACUUAAUCCUCGGCCCCAGCGGCCAUCUUCUGCCUCUCAUGUUGCCCAUAAUCAAGUUAACGGUCACCAUGACCGGCCUGGCCCAAAUCCAAUGGUCCCUCAUUUCGCGACUCCUCUAAGGACAAGCUCGGGGCCCCCAACCGCUGGCUCCUAUCAUUUGCCUUUUGAUCAGCAGGCCCCUUCUACCAGAGCUGAGGCGCACUCACAAUCCUCUCAUAUGCACCCGAAUUCUCCACAGCACUUUAAAUCGCAAAGCUCUGCCCUGCGAAGGGAGGUUCUUUCGUCAAAUCCCGGCAAUGCCCCAAAUACGCCAAAGCAAGCGUACCAUUCACCUUUCAUGACAUAUGAUUACGCCAAGUUCUCUGGUCAGCAAAAUUCAACUUACUACGCCCAAGGUUCAUCGAAGUCCCCUGUGUCACGAUCAUCGUCAUCCAGCGCCAACUCUCAGGCUCUUGAUACUAAGAAGAUGGAGGACGAUCUACGCCGAAUCCUAAAACUCGAUGUGACUCCAGGAAUCCCACCUAGUGGUAUGCAAAGCUCACUUGCAUGA
Aspergillus ochraceoroseus IBT 24754 is the source of this 1407-nucleotide messenger RNA. RefSeq lists its product as uncharacterized. The transcript has a single exon. The record is from RefSeq and is a predicted model, not a curated record. Lineage: Eukaryota; Fungi; Ascomycota; Eurotiomycetes; Eurotiales; Aspergillaceae. Bases 1 to 1407 code for a protein of 468 amino acids.